AUGAACCCGCCCCUCCUCCUCCAGUGCAACGUUAACCACUCCCGUGGGGCUCAGGAUCUCAUGAUCCAGAGCCUCGCGGAGUUGGGUGGGGUAAUUGCAGUGGCGGCCGAGCCGUACAACGUCCCCGAUCACCCGUCGUGGUUGGGGGCGGAGGACGGCUUGGUCGCGCUGUACUUCAGGCCCUUCCGCGAAUUCGAGCAGUAUCUGGGCGAGCUAGAGCGCGUCGUUCGAACGCAUAGUGCUCGCCCGGUGCUGGUCCUGGGAGACUUCAACUCCAAGUCUAAGGCUUGGGGGUCUCCCAGGACAGACAAGAGAGGAAGGGCCUUGGANGACUGCAUGGCGAUCUGCGGACUCGUCGUGCUGAAUCGAGGCUCGCAGCACACGGCGAGAAGGUCUCCUCCCCAGGGGUGGGUCCUCAAACAACUGGACCCACAGAUCCUGUCCGCCGCUGCUCAGGUCGCGGCCUGGCCUUCUCCACCGGCCGGGCCGCGGGACUUCCGUGCGGAACUUCGGUGGUUCCGGGAGACGCAAGUUGACAUUUGCAACGCGGCGAUGCCGCGCUCCCGAGGACCGCCGAACCGGAGAUCGGUGUACUGGUGGACGGCCGAGAUUGCCGCUCUCAGAGUGGAAUGCAUCCGAGCCAGAAAUCAGUACACCCGCGCCCGUCGCCGAAAGACUGGCGACGUGGAGGCGCGAGCAGCGGAGGCGCACGAGGGCUACUGCGCCGCGCGCAAAACCCUUCGUGCUGCCAUUAGGAAGGCAAAGUCCCAAGCGUGGACGGAGCUCCUUGAGGCUAUCGACGCGGAUCCUUGGGGGCGUCCAUAUAGGCUUGUGCUGAACAAGCUGCGCCCGUGGACGCCUCCGAUCACCGAGAGCCUCGACCCCCAGCUCCUGGAGAGGGUCGUCUCCACUCUCUUCCCUGACGGGGAGAGAGGUUGGCCCUCCCGGGAGCCAGAGUUGGACCAAGUGGAGUGGUCCAACCAAUGGGAGGUCACGGAGGAGGAGCUCCGCCGGGCCGUUCGUCGGAUGGCGCGGAAGAGCACCGCGCCAGGUCCCGACGGCGUGCCCGGAAAGGUGCUGGGCUUUGCCUUUGGACAGGGUCCCCUGGGUGACCGCCUCAGGCAGCUGUUCACGGACUGCCUGAGGACGGGCUG
Pseudomyrmex gracilis is the source of this 1154-nucleotide messenger RNA. RefSeq lists its product as uncharacterized. Gene Ontology annotation, molecular function: catalytic activity. Lineage: Eukaryota; Metazoa; Arthropoda; Insecta; Hymenoptera; Formicidae. The record is from RefSeq and is a predicted model, not a curated record. The annotation marks the transcript as partial. The transcript has 3 exons.